AUGUCUCAGUUCUUUGGAUUCUCCUGGACAACUCCCCACAGCUUCAUCAAGAGCUUUCGGGAGGAAAGCCCACGCUCCAAAUACAUCAAUGAUUUGGUGGAGCGCAUCAGUUCCGAGACAGGGAGCGGAACCACAGUUCUCCUGCAGGAGACGCUCAGAAAUUAUAUACAUCUUUGCAACAUGGACCUGGCCCUCACCACCAUCAACGUCAUGCGGUUCCCUUUCAACACAACAUCGCCUCCUGGGAACGACUACAGAAACCUCCUAUAUAGACGCACCAUCACAUUGACUGAGUCGUGGAACAUCGCUGGGUAUCUCACCGAAGUCUUGAGCAACGGGAAGAGACUCCACGAGUUUCUUGAAUUAGCGGAUCAAGUCAACCAACUUGCCUUCAUCUUCGCCUCAGUCAACAACCCGGAAUACUACUGGUUUAAAAUGUUUUAUCUGUACUCUACGGCCAGCACAAGAGAUGUGAUUCUAUUUCUUGUUAAUAUGAUCCGCCGUCGAAUGUUGCAAGCUAUCAUUCGGAACCCGCCUGGUAAGCAACCUACAGAUCUUGAUGGUAACCCUAUUGAACCAAAUUUGUUUGCUAGAGCCCAGCAAGCAUUUUGGCUCCACGAGUUAAAGCUUCGAGCGCGAACUCUCGAAGAGGGAUGGAGUGCCAACCAAAUCCAGAUUCCAGGAGAUGAAAAUCCCGCGGAUAUUGCUGAAACCUUACAGGGCCCCCAUGAUAUCGAUGUAAGGAGAUUCCUAGAGUUGGUAGAAUUGCAGCGGUUCGAGGGAACUUUUUUCGACCACGGGAUUGAGGAUCGAAAGAAACUAAGGGAUUUGAACGAAGGCCUCCUCGGAUUCUCAACGCCUGAUUAUCUUGGGAUUCAGGGAUCAGCCUUAUGCCUUCCUCGUAGUGACGAUAGAUACUCCAUGCAGCUGCUUUUCCAGCUUGCGGCCGUGGAAGAGCAAUCGGAGCUUUUCUGGGAAAGGUACGACUUUCAAUCUCCGUUUUGGUAUGAUGGCUGGUUCGAGAAGUAUCCUGUCUCUGGCUCGAUUGAGCACUUCUCACUUGGCACCGAUUAUUCCCGCCUCGAAAGGGAGCAAGAUCACCGACAGGAGUGA
Molecule: messenger RNA, 1113 nt
Organism: Fusarium fujikuroi IMI 58289
Lineage: Eukaryota; Fungi; Ascomycota; Sordariomycetes; Hypocreales; Nectriaceae
Exons: 1
Coding region: 1-1113 (370 amino acids)
Source: RefSeq, a predicted model, not a curated record